Messenger RNA from Chlamydomonas reinhardtii, 1129 nucleotides. RefSeq lists its product as uncharacterized. Gene Ontology annotation, molecular function: protein serine/threonine kinase activity; ATP binding. Gene Ontology annotation, biological process: intracellular signal transduction; protein phosphorylation. NCBI's taxonomy places the organism in Eukaryota, Viridiplantae, Chlorophyta, Chlorophyceae, Chlamydomonadales, Chlamydomonadaceae. The transcript has 4 exons. Gene Ontology annotation, cellular component: cytoplasm; nucleus. The record is from RefSeq and is a predicted model, not a curated record. Bases 624 to 1073 code for a protein of 149 amino acids.
AAUGCCCCGCGCUGCGGGCGAGACAGGCUGAACCGGCGAACCUUUGAGAGUCAGCCCACCGCCCCAAACACGUAUACCGCGUAGCUUUGCGCAUUAAUUCACACCUGUAACAGUAUUACAUACCUCUAUGAAAUGUCUGCUACACUACAGCAAGACAGCUAUUCUCGCUGAAGGCGAAAUUUUGGACACUGCCUGAGAGACUCAAGAGCAUCUUUGCUAAUCAACUGGUGCAUUCAGGCCGCGCUGCACACGCACACGCGUGCACGAAGAGGCGUGCGCAUCUUAGUUGUGGCAGAGUUGUACAAAGGACAGGAAGCGAAGUCGGCAGGCUGUGAGAAAGCCGACUGGGCGUGCCCAGUCGCCGGCUGCAGCCACACCAGCUUGCAGCGGCGGGGAGCAGCGGCAGCGGCCCCUUCAGCGCCAGCACCAGGGCCGGCGUGAGCAGUUCGCCACCGGAGCUGGAGACGCACUAGCCCAGCGCUGCCAGCCAGACCCGCGGCGGCGCCGGAGCCCCGCACUCAGGGCCCCGCACGGCCCCACGCGCCCCGAAGGACCCGCGCCGGGCGCCCGCCGCCAGCCAGAGCCUCAGCCCCAAGGAGCGGGCCGAGGCGUCUGUUGUCACCAUGCACAAAUACCGGCUGGUGGCGAAGAAGGGCGAGGGCACUUUCUCAGAGGUGCUUAAAGCCCAGUGCAUCAAGAAUGGCAAGUACGUGGCCAUCAAGUGCAUGAAGAACCACUUUGAUAGCCUGGACCAGGUGAACAACCUGCGGGAGAUCCAGGCGCUGCGGCGUCUGUCGCCCCACGCCAACAUCAUCAAGCUGCUGGAGGUGCUGUACGACCAGCCCACCGGGAGGCUGGCUCUGGUGUUUGAGCUCAUGGACAUGAACAUCUACGAGCUGAUCCGCGGCCGGCGGCACUACGUGGCGGAGGAGCGCAUCAAGAACUACAUGUACCAGCUGAUGAAGUCCAUGGACCACAUGCAUCGCAACGGCAUAUUCCACAGGUGGGGGUGGGCGGGUGGGAGUGUGGAUGGGGUGGGGUGGGCGGGCGGGUGGGUAGGCGGGUGUUGGUGAGGUUUCCUGGGCUGGUGUGGCACUGUGUGGCGUGUGGUAUGCGUGUGGUGGGAGGG